Molecule: messenger RNA, 2643 nt
Organism: Aspergillus clavatus NRRL 1
Lineage: Eukaryota; Fungi; Ascomycota; Eurotiomycetes; Eurotiales; Aspergillaceae
Product: vacuolar sorting protein 35
Exons: 5
Coding region: 1-2643 (880 amino acids)
Biological process (GO): intracellular protein transport; retrograde transport, endosome to Golgi
Cellular component (GO): retromer, cargo-selective complex; late endosome; retromer complex
Source: RefSeq, a predicted model, not a curated record
AUGACAAGCCCUAUCUCCGGGCCCGAGGACCAAAGUCGUCUCCUCGAGGAGGCCCUGGGGGUCGUCCGACAGCAGUCGCAUCUGAUGCGAAAAUGUCUCGAGAACCCCGGGAAGUUGAUGGAUGCGCUCAAAUGCGGGUCGACGUUGGUUUCCGAACUCCGCACUCCUAGCUUGGGGCCCAAGCAAUACUAUGAAUUGUACAUGGCAGUGUUCGAUGCGCUGCGACAUCUCUCCGUCUACCUGAAGGAGAACCACCCGGUCAAUCACCUGGCGGAUUUGUACGAGUUGGUUCAAUAUGCCGGGAACAUCAUCCCACGACUCUACCUGAUGAUCACGGUCGGCACGGUGUAUAUGUCGGUCGAGGAUGCCCCGGUCAAAGAAAUCAUGAAGGAUAUGAUGGAGAUGAGUCGCGGUGUGCAGCAUCCCAUUCGUGGGCUGUUCCUGCGAUACUAUCUAUCCGGGCAGGCUAGGGAUCAUCUGCCCACCGGCUCCGGGGACGGGCCCGAAGGUAACCUGCAGGACUCGAUCAAUUUCGUCCUAACCAACUUCGUGGAGAUGAACAAGUUAUGGGUGAGAUUGCAGCACCAGGGUCCCUCGCGGGAAAGGGAAAAGAGGAUGCAGGAGCGCCGCGAGUUGGAGUUGCUGGUGGGCAGCAAUGUCGUCCGGCUCAGCCAGUUGGUCGACCUGGAGCGGUACAAGUCCGGUAUCCUGCAGGCGCUGCUGGAGCAGGUUGUCCAGUGUCGUGAUAUCCUGGCGCAGGAGUAUCUGCUAGAAGUCAUUACCAAGGUCUUUCCGGACGAGUUCCACCUUCACACACUUGACCUCUUGCUCUCGGCUAUCUCUCGUCUCAAUCCGCACGUGGAUUUGAAGAAGAUCGUGAUCGGCCUCAUGGACCGUCUUUCGGCCUAUGCUGCUCGGGAGACAGAAGCGACCGCGGACCCGGAGACAAGGAAACAGAAUGAGGAAGAAGCCGUCACGAAAUUUCUCGAGAACCUGAAGAUCACUGAAGAGUCCAAGAAGGAGGAGCCGGCGGCAGUUGAAGAGGCACAGGUAGAAUCAGCUCAGGAGAACGGCGAGGAGCAACCAGCCACAGAGCCUUUGCAGGAGGCCAAAGAGCCAGAAGCGAAGCCGGCUGAAGACGAGGAAACACCGAAGGAGAACGGCGAGAGUGCUUCCAAGCCUGCUGUUCCAGCCGAUGUCAAGCUGUACGCCAUAUUCUAUGAUCAAGUGGUGAACCUGAUCAAGACCCGCGGUUUGCCGAUCCAAGACACCAUGGCGUUAUUAGUAUCCCUCGUCAACUUGGCCCUCAAUACCUAUCCUGGCAAGCUGGAAUACGUGGACCAGAUCCUUGGUUUCGCCACGCAGGAAACCGCCAAGCACGCUGACCAUGCUGACCUGCACACACCUCCAACCCAGCAGAAUCUCCUUCAUCUACUCCUCGCUCCCCUCCGCUCAUACGUAUCGAUCUUUACGGCGCUGGCGCUGCCGCACUAUCUCCCGCUUAUGAAUUCGCAAUCCUAUCCCACACGCCGAUCCGUCGCGGGUGAAAUCGCCCGAAAUCUGCUGAAGAAUCGAACAUUGAUCACAACGACAGAGAACUUGGACCGUGUCCUGCAAGCCUUGAGAGUAUUGAUCAAAGAAGGCCUGCAGCAGAGCGUGGGUUACCCUGGAUCCCAACGGCGCGGAGGCGAAACGGACGAGACCGUUGAAGAGCAAGGCUGGCUUGCUCGGUUGGUGCAUCUGAUUCAGGCGCCAGAGAACGACACUCAAUUGAAGCUCCUCCAAGCAACACGCAAAGCAUAUGCCGACGGCGACGAACGCAUUCGAUACACAACACCGGCCAUCAUCACUGCCUCGAUCCGACUGGCGCGCAAACUCAAAUCCCGAGAACAUUACGACGACAACUGGCAGUCACAAUCGUCGGCCCUCUACCGGUUCAUGCAUCAAGGUGUAAACAACCUCUACCAGCGCGCCAAUCCGGGAUGCGCCGACCUGGCCCUGCGCUUGUUCGUCAUGUGCGGCGAGGUAGCGGACCAGACCGGUUUCGAAGAGUUCAGCUACGAGUUCUUCGCGCAAGCCUUUACGAUCUAUGAGGAUUCCAUCAGCGACUCGCGCGCUCAGUUCCAGGCCGUCUGCAUCAUCGCAGGGGCCCUCCAAGGCACACGAGGGUUUUCCAAGGAGAACUACGACACGCUCAUCACCAAGGCUGCGCUGCACGGAAGCAAGUUACUCAAGAAACCCGAUCAAUGCCGUGCAGUAUACCUUGCUAGCCACCUCUGGUGGGUGGUUGAGAACCCCCAACGAGGCGAAGAGGAUCCCAAAAACCUCUACCGCGAUGGCAAACGCGUCCUCGAAUGCCUCCAGCGCGCUCUCCGCGUCGCAGACGCCUGCAUGGACACCGCCGUCUCCGUCGAACUCUUCGUCGAGAUCCUCAACCGCUACGUCUACUACUUCGACCAGCAGAACGAAACCGUCACGACAAAGUACCUCAACGGCCUGAUCGAACUCAUCCACUCGAACCUACAGACGAACGAGGACGAGCCGAACCCCAGCCUCGAGGGCCCCAAGCGCCACUUCCAGCGGACACUGGACUACAUCCGGUCCCGAGAUUACGAGGGCGUGGUCACGGACCCGAGGCAGUGA